CCCUGCCACAAAACCUCGGAAUAUUUUCACCGGUACAUAGGAAAAAAUUAAAAAAACACACCCCUCCUCUUUUCAGUCGACUUCGACCCAGGUCGUUGCAUUUGUGUUCCCUUCCCUCCCUCGCCAGGGAAUCGACCGCGCCGCCAUGAUGUUUCUUUCGCCGUCGGCGAUUUCUUCCGCCGCCGCUGAAGAGCAAUAAGGAUUCUUCUACCAUCUCUAGUUUUCUCUGCCCUACCUAUUUCACCUCUCAUCUUGUCGAGGCUCUGGUUCGCGAAUUUCGCAUCCCAUAUUGGUGUUACUGGUGAUUAUGUGCCCUUGCUCGGUCGUCGGACGCUAGUUAGAAGAGAAUCAAUGGGCUAAAGGCCAUUUUGACUCAUUCUAGCAAGUCCAAAGCUAUCUGAUGAAAGCUGUCACACUUUUGAAAAGCUUAGUCCUAUUAACCUGAUAAUUGUGCAAUAUGAUGAAGCUCGUCGCACACAUCCUCAAUUAAAUCCCAGAAUGGAUGAAGAAGGUCAGUAUUGAUAAUCCAGAUUGCUUUAGGAUUAUCUUUACUGGUACUUGAUAUGUUUAUUUUUGACGGUUGCUGAUUUAGGAAAGUUGAAGGCACAGAAGUUGAUUGAGCUGCUUCAAAGAAGGGGAAUCUACAAGUGAAGAUUAUUCAGCCAUGGAUCUUGAUCUCCGUUCUUGUGCACGCCUGCUCCGAUUAUGUACCACCCGCCACUGCAUUCGCCAAGGGAGACAGAUCCACCUCCUCCUCCUCAAAAGGGGUGUCCUUGAAUCUGCCAUAAUGAUGGGAAACUGCCUUCUGCAUAUGUAUACUCGGUGUGGCAGCAUGAACGAUGCACAUCGGCUAUUUGAAGAAAUGCAUCAAAGAAACUGUUUCUCUUGGAACACUAUGAUUGAAGGCUAUUUGAGGUCAGGAGAUAAUAGGAGGUCACUAGAGUUAUUUGAUUGCAUGCCUCAGAAGAAUGAUUUCUCAUGGAACAUGAUCAUUUCUGAUUUUGCAAAAUCAGGUAAUAUGGACGUUGCUCAGAAGUUGUUUAAUGGUAUGCCGAGGAAAAAUGGGGUUGCUUGGAAUUCAAUGAUUCAUGGAUAUGCUCACAGUGGUCGUCCAGAAGAAGCAGUCAGACUGUUUAAGUUUCUGAAUUUGAAUCCGUUGGAUCAAUCAUGUACUGAUACAUUUGUAAUAGCGACAGUUAUUGGGGCUUGCACCAAUUUGACAGCUAUUGAUUGUGGAAAGCAAAUCCAUGGUCGCAUUGUUACUGGUGAAGUGGAAUUUGACCCUGUUUUGGGAAGUUCCCUUGUUAAUUUUUAUGGAAAGUGUGGUGACUUGGAUAGUGCAAAUAAUGUUUUGAAUUUAAUGCAGGAACCUGAUGACUUCUCUUUAUCAGCAUUGAUUUCAGGAUAUGCAACUUGUGGAAAAAUGAACGAUGCAAGAAGAAUUUUCAGCAUGAGAUGCAACCCGUGUGUGGUUUUAUGGAAUUCCAUGAUUUCUGGAUAUGUUGCCAAUUAUCAAGCUGUGGAGGCAUUAGCCCUCUUCAAUAAGAUGCGUGGAAGUGGACUCCAGGGAGACUCCACUACAUUUGCUUGCGUUUUGAAUGCCUGCAGUGUGAUAGGCAGUCUUGAUAUUGGUAAACAAAUUCAUAAUCAUGCUUGUAAAGUUGGCAUAAUCAAUGACAUUAUUGUUGCUAGUGUUCUUGUUGACACAUAUUACAAGUGUGGAAGUUGUAAUGAUGCUUGUAAACUAUUUAAUGAGCUUGAAGUGUACGACACAAUCUUGCUCAAUUCUAUGAUAACAGUGUAUUCCAAUUGUGGAAGAAUAGAAGAUGCAAAAAGAAUUUUUGAGAUAAUGCCUAGUAGAACUUUGAUAUCGUGGAAUUCAAUGAUAGUAGGUUUUAGUCAAAAUGGUUGUCCAGUCAAAGCAUUAGCUCUGUUCUGCAAAAUGAAUAAGCUGGGUUUGAUGACGGACAGAUUUAGUAUGGCUAGUGUGAUAAGUGCCUGUGCUAGCAUCUCUGCACUUGAACUUGGUGAACAGAUUUUUGCGAGGGCAAUUAUUGUUGGCCUUGAAUUUGAUCAGAUCAUAUCUACUUCCUUGGUUGAUUUUUACUGCAAGUGUGGAUUUGUAGAGAGUGGAAGAAAAUUGUUUGAUGCAAUGAUGAAACCAGAUGAAGUCUCAUGGAAUUCGAUGUUGAUGGGAUAUGCUACAAAUGGUCGUGGAAUGGAAGCAUUAGAACUGUUUGAUGAUAUGCUGCAUACCGGUGUGGACCCCAGUGAUAUCACAUUUACUGGGGUUUUGUCUGCUUGUGAUCAUUGUGGAUUGUCUGAAGAGGGAUGGAAAUGGUUCAAUGCAAUGAAGUGGGUGUACCAUAUUAAUCCAGGUCUGGAGCACUAUUCUUGUAUGGUUGACCUUUUUGCUCGAACAGGUUGCCUUAAGGAGGCAAUGAAUCUUAUCAAAGAGAUGCCAUUUGAGGCAGAUGCAAGCAUGUGGUCAUCAGUGUUGAGAGGUUGUGUGGCUCAUGGAUGUGUAACUCUUGGAAAAAAGGUUGCAGAGAGAAUUAUUGAACUUGAUCCUGAGAACUCAGGUGCUUACGUGCUGCUAUCUAGCAUAUAUGCCACUUCAGGGGACUGGGAAGGACUGGCUCAGGUUAGAAAGGAGAUGAAAAAUAGGCGGAUACAAAAAAAUCCUGGUUUCAGCUGGGCUGAUAUCUAAGCAAGACAUUUUGAAUGUGGCAUAUUUUCGUGAAUCAAAACUAAGUUCAUCUUCAGAGGGUUUGAUUUUUACUAAUUUUAAGGAAAGAAGAAUGCCUGUAAGUUCCAAUGAUCUCCUGGGCAGCCUUAUCCUGAUAAUGGAGCACUUUAUUAUAUUAAAAUCUUUCAUAUUUGCGAUGAAAAAUAGUUGCUGCCAUGAGGGGUUGACCCACCUUGCUUCUAACUAUUUUGUUAGUGUUACAGUCUCAGCCUUCUAGCCUACCUUUUGUUUAUAACAGCAACAUUUUCUGGGAUGUGUUUUU
Malania oleifera is the source of this 3011-nucleotide messenger RNA. Its product is annotated as putative pentatricopeptide repeat-containing protein At1g77010, mitochondrial. Gene Ontology annotation, biological process: RNA modification. Bases 665 to 2710 code for a protein of 681 amino acids. The record is from RefSeq and is a predicted model, not a curated record. The transcript is spliced from 4 exons. Gene Ontology annotation, molecular function: protein binding; RNA binding. NCBI's taxonomy places the organism in Eukaryota, Viridiplantae, Streptophyta, Magnoliopsida, Santalales, Ximeniaceae.